Messenger RNA from Microplitis mediator, 2023 nucleotides. Its product is annotated as endoribonuclease CG2145. NCBI's taxonomy places the organism in Eukaryota, Metazoa, Arthropoda, Insecta, Hymenoptera, Braconidae. The record is from RefSeq and is a predicted model, not a curated record. Gene Ontology annotation, molecular function: RNA endonuclease activity. Bases 139 to 1917 code for a protein of 592 amino acids. The transcript has 5 exons.
GACGAAGACAAAAGAUUUAACUAGUCUCUAACAGUCUGUACUCGGAGUAAGUCAAGUCUUAGUAAUCCGCAGUCAGUGAGUUGAAAACAUUCUCGUUUUAAUUGUCGAAGGAUUCGGAUCAAAAAAUAAUUAUUAAAUAUGGUGUCUAAAAUUUUAUUUAUUAUUUUAUUUACCUUUUUAACUUUUACAACUAAUGAUGUAGAAGCAGACGGAUGGAAGUUUUGGAAAAAAGAAUCUACAACAACGACUACUACAACAACUGUAUCCCCACCUAUAAUCGCAGUGAAUCCAAAUUCUGGCGUAGGCCAAGCGAUAGCUAAUGCCGGUAAUCCGAGCCUCGCUGUAGGCGCCAAUAAUGCAGGAACUAUUCGAGUUUCAACCACGGCGAGACCGCGUCACCCAAAUCCCGGAACGGAAGUUGGUUUAGAUGUACCGAAUUCCAGACCUAAACUUAAUAAUCAAGAUUACAGAAACUUAGCGAUUGAUCUAACGGGUGCUGGAGAACCAGCACGACAACCUCCGAAAUCGGGAUCAGCUGCUAAUCCUGCAUCUCCACUUCCAUCAAUUCCAGCAGCUGGGGCACCACGACCGAAUUCUAAUCCAACUCCGGUUCAAAAUAAACCCAUAUCAUCUACAACCAGGCCUUUAGUAACAUCAACUACACCACGACCAGUAAUAAAUAAUCCAGGAUCUCCACAAACCGGGCCAAAACUUUCUGGUUUACCAUCUGGAGGAUCAUUACCAGGACCAUCAUGGGCUGAAGUUGCUGGUGGUUCUAGUAGAUCUGGUUCACCAACACCAGCAUCUAGAUCUGGUUCACCAACACCAGUAUCUAGACCUGAUUCACCAGCACCAGCAUCGAGACCUGAUUCACCAGCACCAGCACCAGCAUCGAGACCUGGUUCACCAGCACCAGCAUCAAGACCUGGUUCACCAACACCAGUAUCUAGACCUGGUUCACCAGCUCCAGCAUCUAGACCUAAUUCAGGAACAGAUCAAUCUUCUUUAACACGUCCAGCUGUUGGAGGAGCUGUUGUUGGCGCUGGAGCAGCUGCAAUUGCUGGUGGUUCUAAAGUAGUUUAUUCAAGUAAUCCGACUUACAGUAAAGGAAAUGUUGUAACUGAUGAAGAUUUGGAAAAAUUAUCAGAAGCGUUAUUCAUUAAAGAUAACAACAAUGCCUUUAAACAUAUUACAAUUAAUCUACAAAAACAAACUAAUCCAAGUAGUCCAAAAGACGAAGCCCCACAGCCAUUGUUGACAGUAAAUCCGGCAGCAUUACAAAUUCCAACAAUUUCAAAAGUCCUUACAAUUUAUGAUAAUUAUCAAUUAGACUCGAGAGUUAAUGAACACAUAAGUCCCCUUCAACGAACUGAAGAGAGUCUUCUUGUUGACACAUUCCUCAGUACCAAUGUUAUGUCAGCGGCAAUGAAAUUUUUAGCAGAUAAAGGGUUUAUUAAAAAAGAUUAUUAUGAAUAUAAAGAUACUUUGAGAAGGUUGUGGUUCAACUUAUACUCAAGGGGAGAAGGUAAAAUUGGAUCAUCUGGAUUUGAACAUGUUUUUCUGACGGAACUCAAGUCAGGGACGGAAGUUAGUGGUCUACAUAAUUGGAUUUAUUUCAAUGCUGAGGAAGGUAAAAACAGAGUUAAUUAUCUUGGAUACAUGAAGAAAUUAGAUCUUGGUGACAAAGGUGUAAUUGUAAAGUUACAUGCUAAGUUUAAUGACAUUGAUAAACCAGUGACGACAAUGUUUGUUGGAACAUCACCGGAAUUGGAAAUGGCUCUCUAUACUGUUUGUUUCUUCACAAGAUCUGAAAGCUCGUGCCCUGUGUCACUGGGUGGUUCCAAAUUCAAUAUUAUCACUCACAAGUUUAAGUAUCGUGGCAAUGAUUUAAUUGGGUCUGCGUAUCCUGAUCUGUAAAUUUAUUAUAAGUAUCAAUUGUUAUUGUUGAUAUUAAUAUUAUUAUUAUUAACAUUGAUUUUAAGUUCGUAAGCCAAUUGUUUUAAUAAAUAAAUUAUCACAUUUA